GCUAUCUUCCAUGCCGAAGCUCUCCCACGGUGCAAGAUCGGCAGCUAGUUGUGUUGAGAUCGGCUGCGUGUUGUGUCGAACGAAGAUGGCUGCUUCAGGUACAGAUGUUCAGAGCAAACUGGCAUUAUUAGCUCUUUUGGUGCUAAACGAUGCAGAAAUACAUGCUACUGAGAGAAGAAGAAAGAAAGAAUGGACGAAAAACUGGAUUAAGAGGAGAAACGCUGGGAAAGGUGUGCUCUCCAUGCUUCAUAAAGAGUUGAGGAUAGAAGAUCGCACAUCCUUUGCAAAUUUUAUUCGAAUGGAUGUACUGGUAUUUGAAGAACUGCUUCGUAUGGUUUCGCCUUUGAUUCAGAAGAAAGACACGGUGAUGCGUCAGGCAAUUACGGCGCGGGAAAGGCUUGCUGUCACACUGCGUUUCCUAGCGACCGGAAACACUUACAAAGAUUUGGCCUAUUCUACACGAAUAGCGAACAACACGCUCUCCCGUAUGAUACCAGAGACUUUGACGGCCAUAGCAAGCGUGUUAGGAGAUAAUGCUAUACAGUGUCCACGUGAUCCUGCCGAGUGGAGAGUAAUAGAAGAUGGGUUCCACAGCCUCUGGCAAUUCCCGCAUUGCAUUGGAGCACUUGAUGGGAAACAUGUCAAGUUUAGGCCUCUGCGCUCUGAUGGUUCAUCAUUCAGAAACUACAAAGGUCACGACAGCAUAGUUCUUUUAGCUCUAGUAGAUGCUAAUUAUAAAUUUUUGUUUGUGGACAUUGGCAGAAAUGGAAGAAUGAAUGAUGGUGCAAUAUUCAGAGAGAGUGCCUUGUUCAUGAAACUCAUGGAUGGUUCAUUAAAUUUGCCACCAAAGUCUCCACUUCCAGGUAGUGACAUCUGUGUUCCCUACAUGUUUGUGGCAGAUGAUGCUUUUGCGUUAAAGGAAAAUUUAAUGAAACCAUAUCCUGAACGUGACAUGACACCUGAAAAAAGAAUUUUUAACUACAGAAUUUGUAGAGCACGUAGAGUUGUGGAAAAUGCCUUUGGCAUAAUGUCAAACAAAUUCAGAAUUUUGCUGCAGACUAUUCCACUAUCUGUUUCCAAAGUAGAGCUCAUUACAAAAGUGUGUUGCUUGCUACAUAAUUUUGUACUUGCCAGAAACUCUCAAGGAUAUAUCCCUCCAAAUGUAGAUGAAUUACCAUGUCUUCCUGGCAUUGCUACUCAGGGUGCAAAUCAUAGUGCAGCCAGUGCCAGAGAAGUGAGACAACAUCUGACAUGGUAUUUCAAUACUGUUGGCAGAGUUCCAUGGCAGGAAAGGUGUGUUCAGGAAGGUAACAGAUAAUGGUUUAAUAUGUUUCUGAGACAUUACCUUAUUCAUUGUUUCAUUUUCAGUCCUUUGGCAUAUUGACAGUGAUUUUGUGUGUGUGUGUGUGUGUGUGUGUGUGUGUGUGUGUGUGUGUGUGUGUAGGUGAGAGAGAGAGAGAGAGAGAGAGAUAAAUAUAAAUUUAUAUGUAUCUAGAGAGAGAGAGAGAGAUAAAUAUAAAUUUAUAUGUAUCUCAAGCAAUGAUUGGAACCUGUGCAAGACCUUGCAAAAAUCUUAUCUUAUUUUGUAUAACGGCUCCACAAUUAAUUACCUGGGACAUGUAGAGAGCCACUAUUAUGAAAUAAUAUUGUUCUUGGAUGGUUAUGAAGAAGGUAUGGAAAGACCUACUAAACAUUUAUGUAUCCCAAAUUAAGUUUUGGAAGACUGUAUUUGUGGUAGUAAGGUACUGCACAAUAUUUUUUUUUGAUUGAUAGCACUUGGAUGUAUAUGCUUAUUUUUAUUUUACUUAUUUAUUUAUUCAUUCAUCCAAGGAUCAUUUAACAAUUAUCUGGUAUUUGUCACCAUAAUACAAUGGAAAGACAUAGUUUGUAAAUAUACAUAUAUGUGUACAUAUAAGUAUGCUUUUGGGAUAGAACAGCUGGUUGGUUGUGGCCUUGACACAACCUUGAGGAGGGGUAACAUAAAUCAGGAUGGCCAAAUAGGGCCGGCUACAACCUCUAAAAUAUGAGGUUACUAUUCUAACAGUUGGAUUGGCUCAUCUGUUUAGCCCCUAUUGUACAAUGUUCUUUGAUUUAAGUACUGUCUGUUCCAGAUAACUUAUAAUACAAAUGUGGUUUUACUGUUCACUUUUGGACACGGAACAGCAUUUAGUGAUAACUCUGGAUCACAAAUUUGCUGCUUUACACUGUGCUCUAACUUUAGUCUGCUUGGAAAACUGGCUCCACACUGGUAGACAUACUUCUGUUCCCACCUCUGUCCUGAGUCUUCAUCCCCUAUCAUUCACUUCAGAUAUUGGCACAGGAUUACAGUAUUUUACGGUGUCGGGAUGAUGAUGUUAUCCCAUAUUACUAUUAACCGCUUCCAUUAACACUGUAUCAGUGAUUCCCAACCUUUGUGAAACAAUGUUUCUGCAUGGAGUCAGAUAUUAGCUGCUACCCAUGCACAUUAAUUUUUGUUGCUACUACUUUUUGAUAACCUCUUUUUUUAUAGAAUGAUGGUGGUAGUCUCAGAACAACAUGUUAAAAUUGGUUCAUUGUACUCCUGUUUGUAAGCCACUUGAUCUUUUAGACUCCUUGCAUUUGAAAUACCAGUAACUAGAAGACACCACUUUGCUACUGUUCUGCGUGAGGACUUAAUAAUAAUAAUAAUAAUAAUAAUAAUAACUUGUGUGGCACAAUGGCAAAGUGCCUUUCUUUUGAUGUGAUGCCACUUCGGCAACUUGCAUAUUCCUAAUCUAAUACUUUUAUCAAGAUGGGACAUGUCAUUUUUGGCAGCUCCUCACAUCACUGAAAGGGGAAUGCUACACUGAAGGCAAACUGAAAAUUUUUGUGGUCUGAACAGCCUUAAAUUUUGCUUCCUGUUUUCAGGCACACUAUCACCAGCCUCCUUUAGCAAUGUAAGAACUAUUACCUACUUUCUAUUAAUUUUGAUUUAUGUUUGAAACUGCAAAGAGAAUAAUGAAGCAAUAUAUGGUUAAGAGAACUAUGUACAACUCUGAGAAUAUAUUUAGGCAUUUAUGAGGUCUCAAUGUUGUCAUAGAUGUCUGCUACAAGGUAUGUGCAUUUUUUUAUCAGUUGCAUAAAACUUUCUUAAUCCGUAUGCAUGUAUUCAAGAAUAUUGUCUAUAUUUCUAUUCAGACAAUAGAUGUCUGUUUUUGUGUGAAAGAGAUUUUCUGCUGUUCGUUUCUGUUUUUCUGUUCCAGAUGCAGCUGCCGAAACACCAACUACAUGAUAGGAUUCACGUUCAAGAAUGCUUGUGAAGUGUUCUGAAGAAAAUACUGUUGCAGUUCGUGUGUCCAUAUUUAAAAAGUGUACAGAACAAAGCAGCCAUGUAAAAAGACAUUUUUUACUGUGUGUGUGUGUGUGUGUGUGUGUGUGUGUGUGUGUGUUGAGCUAACUGCAGCCAUUAUAUAUGUUAUGGGAUUAUUUGUUUAUUAAGUAAAUAUCAAGCCAUCCUGACUUGGGUUUUCGUGGUUUCCCCUUGUCGCUAAGGUGAAUACCGGGAUGAUGUGUCUAAAAUGCCACGGCCGACUUCAUUCACAUUAUGUAUUUCUCUGAUACAGUUGUUAAAUUUAAUAGGCAAAUACAACGCAUAAACAGAA
Molecule: messenger RNA, 3620 nt
Organism: Schistocerca cancellata (South American locust)
Lineage: Eukaryota; Metazoa; Arthropoda; Insecta; Orthoptera; Acrididae
Exons: 4
Coding region: 11-1318 (435 amino acids)
Source: RefSeq, a predicted model, not a curated record